This is a messenger RNA of Pogonomyrmex barbatus (red harvester ant), 2685 nucleotides long. RefSeq names its product testin LIM domain protein (gene Tes). Gene Ontology annotation, molecular function: zinc ion binding. Lineage: Eukaryota; Metazoa; Arthropoda; Insecta; Hymenoptera; Formicidae. The record is from RefSeq and is a predicted model, not a curated record.
AUCUAAUAAAUGUAAAUUACAGAGAUUUUCUUGAAACAGUCUUAUUUUCAUGUUGAGAAAUGGAGGAGGAAACAAAUCGCCCAAAAUGGUUGUUGGAAUUGGAAAAUCGUAAGCGUAAGCCACGUUUAGCGCACGAAGCUGGAGCUGGUGCACCAUGCAUGAAUUGUAAUUCCGCAUGCCCUGGUCUUGACCUGCAUUUUUGGCGAAAAAUUUGCAAGAAUUGCAAGUGCAGUCGGGAUGAUCAUGAUGUCGCUGAUGAUGAGUUUCCACAAUUUGAUCUCCUAUUUGGAUCAAGUGGAAAAUUUAAGAAAAUAGCUACACGUUUGCAAGUAAAUAAUAAGAAACAAAAUGAUGGUGAAAGUACAUUCGAGUGGGUGCCACCGGAUACAACUAAAGAACUUGCUGUAGAUUAUAUGAAAGCUUUGCCUGUAGAGAAGCUGCCAAUCAAAGGAUCUGUUGGUGCUAUUUUAAGAAGACAAUUAUUACAGAAACAACUGCCGCUUCAUGAUAUCGAUUAUAAAAUUUGCGAUCAACUUAGCGAAGAAGAGCAGAAACAAUUUAAAAAGUACUUGGAGGAUAUAAAGAAAUAUGUAGGACAAGGCAAAGUAAUGAAGAUAUUGAGUGCCCGUCCAUUCGAUCGUUCUCUCACAACACCUGUCAAUGCAACCGAUAUGCAAAGAUACAGUCCGCAACAUAAAGCUCAUAUACCUUCGGCUAGUGCUCAAUUACGUAUACCAAGUAGCUUUGCAAUAAAAUGUCCAUAUGCGAGGCAUUCGCAUGAUAUUCAAAAUAAGCAGGAUAUUACUACAGCUACGAAUAAUAAAGAGACGUAUAGUACAGAAGGGUAUAAUUGUUCGCUGAACAAUGUGUCUGUCAACAGUAAUAUUGUGAAAUCGCAACCAAUCCAAAGAAAAUUGAUUUAUGAAAAUUUUCAGCAUGCAAAUGAUACCAUAUCGGUAAAUGAAAAGGAUAUAAAUAGCAAAAUAGUUAACGAUUCAAUCUUUACUCAUCUCGCCGAACAAGAAAUUGUAUCCACUCGCGAGAAGCAUAUUUCUGGAAAUUAUGUACCUUAUAGAGAAAGAAAAAAUGCUUUUGAGAAGCUUGGAGAAACAUUGAAUGAUACGACAUUGUGUGACAUUACAUGUUCGGACGUUACCAGUGAAACAGCUCUCAUUGCGGAAUCUCUAUUAGCGGACGCGCUUCUUCCACCUAGUGCGAUCCACGCUAACGAUAUUAUCGGAAGUACAUUGGGCGAGAAAGAAUUGACGUUUAUAAGGGAGAAACUCACCGAUAAAUAUAAUACGACGGAGAAUUCAAUGAUGCACGGUGCUUCUAAAUUAUCUAAACCAUUAGAAGCGAAUGACACGUUACAUUUGCGUAGCGGCAGAAUCGGCAUUAAAGAGAAUAAUUUCGCAGGCACCGACAAGUGUGUGGAGAGAGCAAAUAUUAUAGCUACUAUGAAAAAUCCUGCGGGAAGUCCCGCGGGUAGGACGGAAAUGAGUGCUUCGCUAGAAGCGGAGAAAAGAACAUAUAAACCUCUAUCUCAAAUAAUCGAAUCGACCAUUAUACCUGCUGGUAUUCGUGCACAAACGAACGAACAAAAACGAUGCGGCUUCUUAACAAAUGACAAAGCGGUGAAUAAUAAUUCGUUGGUAACGGAGACACCUAAAACUGUAACGGAAAGCACCCCUGAUUUAACAUUAAACAACUGUAAUUUCAUACAUUUCGCUGCUCCUAUAUUGAAUUUGUCGGCGCAAACUAUUCCGCAAAAUUCUGCAAGUGAUGCAAAAUCGAGUCGGUUGCAGACAGAAUUGAAUAGUUCGAUCUUGCAAUCAGCUGUCAUACAUUCCGAACAGUUGCAAAAUCAAGUGUUCCCCCACGUCGUCGGAGGCUUCGAUGAACAAGGCAUCCAGCACACUCAGCCUACGGAUUAUCUGAAAGAUGCCAUGGAAAAUUUAAAGGUAGACUCUAAGGAGAUGCACAAGUGUGAAAAAUGCCAUGAGAAUAUACGCGUUGGCGAUGUAGCCGUAACCGCGGAGAAGGCUAAUAAUGCAUUCUGGCAUCCCGGCUGUUUCGUUUGCUCGGUAUGCGAUGAACUGUUGGUAGAUCUAGUAUAUUUUUAUUACAAGAAUAAAUUGUACUGUGGAAGAGAUUUGGCCGCAUCUUUAAGAAUUCCCCGAUGUUUCGCUUGCGACGAGUUGAUCUUUGUGCGAGAGUACACGGUUGCGGAAGAACAUAAUUAUCAUGUGAAACAUUUUUGUUGCUGGGACUGUGACGUGCCAUUGGCUGGACAAAAAUAUAUUAUUGAAAACGAUCGACCGUUAUGUCUUCCUUGUUAUCAAAGAUCAUAUGCAAAAACAUGCGCUGCCUGUAACAUAGCGAUUGCCGCAGACCAGCAAGGAGUAGCUAUAAAAAAUUUAAACUUUCACGCAACUGAAAUCUGCUUUUGCUGCUACAGUUGUAAGAGGAAUUUAUUGAACGGCAGAAUGGCGAUAAAAGAUGAUAAAUUGUUUUGUAGUAAAGAAUGCAUCAUAAAGUUUCUUAAUAAAAAUAAAGAAUUUACUAUCUUUUGACACAUACUAUACAUUUUAUUUUUGUCAUAAAAAUAAUAAUCACGUAAAUUCAUUAUGAGAAUACGAGAAUAUGAGAAACAUAAAAUAUUAAAAUAUAAUUAUGUGCCAUUAA